Molecule: messenger RNA, 854 nt
Organism: Ananas comosus (pineapple)
Lineage: Eukaryota; Viridiplantae; Streptophyta; Magnoliopsida; Poales; Bromeliaceae
Product: 54S ribosomal protein L51, mitochondrial
Exons: 4
Coding region: 193-552 (119 amino acids)
Biological process (GO): mitochondrial translation
Cellular component (GO): mitochondrial large ribosomal subunit
Molecular function (GO): structural constituent of ribosome
Source: RefSeq, a predicted model, not a curated record
CCCCUCUCUCUCUCUCUCUCUCUCUCUCUCUCUCUCUCUCUCUCCAAUCCAUCGCCCUCUCUCUCUCUCUCUCUCUCUCUCUCUACGUUCGAUUCCGUGUCCUCUCCUGGCGCUGUUCUCCUCUCCAUCUGCUAAGCAGGCUGAAUUCUUCUACUUCUGGUGAAUAUUUUGGUGGGUUGAGAUUCAGAAUAAAUGGCCCUGAGAGGUGUCUGGCAACUUCAGAAACUCAUAGUGAGCUACUGUGAUUGGGGAGGAAGUAGCAGGGGAAUCAGGGCCUUCAUGGAAUCUCAUUUACCAGCAUUCAAGGAGAAUAAUCCCCAGCUAGAGGUGGUUACUGAACUAAUCCGGGGUCAACAUCCUCACUUGAAAGGCUAUUACAAAAACCAUAACCAGAGGGUGAUCUGCGUAAAGAACUUAACUUCCGAGGACAUACUGUUGCAUGCAACAAGGCUAAGGAAUGCCCUAGGAAGGAAAGUGGUGAAGCUGAGGACCAGGCAUGUCACCAAACAUCCUAGUGUUCAAGGAACAUGGACGACCGCAGUCAAAUUCUAAACGAAUCUCUCCGAUCUCUGCCGCAUUAAAAGUGAAGCAGUUUUUUAUAUCCUCAGUGAUUUAAUAGCCAUUGAAGUUGCUUAAUCAAAUCGAAGGCCUACGCCGGUGAUUAAUCCUAUCUCUCUGUAAUUUCAAUUUUGUCUGUUGUUACUUGUGUGAUGAGCUUUCGGAAAUGUUAUGUUAGCCAAAGCUUGCACAUGGAAAGAAUCUUACCUUUUGAAGUUAAAUGUUUAAUCUUUGGUUUUAGUUCUGAAGUUGACACUACAUUGCAUCUAAUGUUUUUGCAGUUGUGAUUUCAGUAA